Messenger RNA from Meleagris gallopavo (turkey), 1410 nucleotides. Its product is annotated as E3 ubiquitin-protein ligase TRIM39-like. The record is from RefSeq and is a predicted model, not a curated record. Gene Ontology annotation, molecular function: protein binding. Lineage: Eukaryota; Metazoa; Chordata; Aves; Galliformes; Phasianidae.
AGUCACGGAUGCCAGCACCACCUUCUUUCAUGUGAUUCAUAAUUGCCUUUCUUUUUAUGCCAUGCGCUGUUUAUAUUUAACUGUGCAGUCAGAGUUCCAGUUGAAUUUAUGAGUUCACCGAUUUCUGUACAGGUCAGAUUUAAAGGCAUUGCAAGAAACAAUGUGGCAGGUGAACAGUCUUGAGAUGAGCUGUUGUUUCUUCUGUGUUAUGCUUCUGCUCCAGAUCACUCCUGCAGAAACCCUUGAUGUAUCCAAAUCUAUCGAAGAUAACCACAACCUCCUCAUAGGUGUCACUGCUUUAGUCUCCAUUCUCCUUCUCAUCGUCAUCAUCAUUGUGUUCUACUAUUGCUGCUGUUCAGUUAAUCAUUCAAAGGAUCCUGAAAGAGAUUCUGAAAAAGGGUUACUCAUUCCUGAAAAUUCUGAAGGAAAAACCCCUGCAGAAGAAGUUUCACCUUCAGAAGAAACCAUUAUCUCAGCUUCAGAAAAAGUUGAUAAGACAGAAUCCGUAAGGAGAAGAAUUGAAUACCUGGAGAAACUCGUCUUUUGGGAAAAAAAUUCUGUAACCUUAGAUGCUGACACAGCUCACCCUAGACUGGAAGUCUUCAAUGAAGGAAAGAGUGUAAAGGAUACAGGGACUAUUAGAGAUGUGGCCAUGAAUAGCAAAAGGUUCGACUCCCACAUCUUCAUCUUGGCAACUGAGGGUUUCAACACUGGCAAGCACUAUUGGGAAGUGGAUGUGGGAAAGAAAAAUAACUGGGAACUGGGAGUAGCUUCUGAAGCUGUGACUAGGAAAGGGACAGUGAUUCUCUGCCCCAGAAAUGGCUUUUGGGUCAUGGCACUGUCUGAUGGGAUAGAAUAUUGGGCCUGCACUGACCCUUGGACGCGUUUGAAUGUAAGGUCGAAACCACAAAAGAUUGGGAUACUACUGGACAUCUCAGCUGGACAACUAUCAUUCUAUGAUCCCCAAGGUCAAAUGACUCUCUAUACUUUCAACAUUGCUGAGAGUGAUAAGAAAGGGAAGUUCUUUCCCUUUUUUUCCUUGGGUAGCAGCGCUGGAAAGAAAGACCCUGAGCCAAUAACGUUGUGUUCUUAUGGUGAGUAGUCAGUGAAAUCUGCUGUAGGCACUAACACAUGUAUCUUCAUGGAGAAAACUAUCUUGCUGCCUUGCCUCAUUCUCCUUGUAUCCUCAUGCCACUGCUGAUUUGCACAGACCUUGGAACAGAUUAUGUGUCCCUUCAUUUGCCUACAGAGUGCCUCCAUCACUUUAGGUCUUGUCAAGGUGAAUCUUUAUUGGGACUCUUGGGCUCAUCACUACACAUUGGAACUGCAUCGUCAUGUAGGUAUUAACCUGUCAAACAAUGAUCUCCAUUUUUGCUUUUAAUGUGAAGAAUAAAAUCAGUAUUUUCCCAG